Molecule: messenger RNA, 5825 nt
Organism: Pectinophora gossypiella (pink bollworm)
Lineage: Eukaryota; Metazoa; Arthropoda; Insecta; Lepidoptera; Gelechiidae
Exons: 2
Coding region: 429-1748 (439 amino acids)
Molecular function (GO): zinc ion binding; nucleic acid binding
Source: RefSeq, a predicted model, not a curated record
UGGUAACAACUGUUGAAGCGCCUGUCGUCGUAUGCGGAGCAAAUCAUUGUUUUAAUGAGUAGCUAUUACUUUUCCUGCAGGCGCUUUCUUCCUGAGUUUUAGGGCGUGGUUCAACCCCCCUCACAAUAAAUAAGUCAUCAGAACGUGCAAGUUGUAUUUAUUUUUUUUGAAAACCUUCUGGAAUACCUAUAGCGCUAAAUCCAUUUCAAAUCAAGUUAAUUCACAACAUGGUCCUUCGAAGCUGGAUGUUGAGUGGAUAUCAUCAGCAAUAGGAAUUUGGAGUUUGGAACAGUUUGGAGGUUAUGACGAUUGAGGCAAUUAUAUGGUGUUAAGUCAAGAUUAUUUAAUAACCCAGCACUCUAAUCAGGUAUUAUCUAAAUGUGAAAUUACUCAUUUGUAUAUCAGGUUGACGUUGUUCGACUCCCAGAAUGGCCGGGGAUGAGGUGGUAAAGGAUUUAGUGAAAAAGAGAGGCAGUUUUAAGGGACGAUUGACUGGUUUCAUUAACUUCUGCACAGAGUUAUCUAAGAAAGAAUUAACUAGUUCUGACGCGAGGGAAUUGCAGUUGCGUUUAAGUAAACUUCAGUCUUUGUAUGACCAAUAUGACGAGGUGCAGUUGCAGAUAGAAUGUUUAGUGUUAGAACCUGAGCCUCAAUAUACCGCACGUACUGAGUUUGACGCGCAGUACUACCGUGCUUUAGCCGACGCCGAGGAAAUGUUGUCUACAUUUAAUAAGGCUAAUGAGCCGCCGGCACCUGCGGGUAGUGAUAAGAGCACUCAUACAAGUAACCGUAAUCAGCUCGUCAAGUUGCCUACAAUACAGUUGCCAAAAUUCAAUGGUGUUUAUGAGAGUUGGUUGGAGUUUCGUGACACUUUCACUAGUCUUGUUCACUCAAAUGACGACAUUGACGCAAUAAAUAAAUUCCACUAUUUACGCGCAUGUUUAGAAGGCUCUGCUGCCGUGGUAAUUAAUUCCAUUGAGUUCUCGGCUAGUAAUUACUCAGUGGCAUGGAAACUGUUGUGCGAAAGAUUCGACAAUAAACGUCUGCUAAUUCAUAAUCACGUCGCAGCGUUAUUCAACAUUGAAAAUGUCAAAGAGUCUUCUGCUCAUUUAAAACGCUUAAUUGACCAACUUAAUAAAAAUAUUCGGGCUUUAAAGUCCUUAGGUGAGGCUGUUGAGCACUGGGACACCUUAUUAAUUUACAUUGUGACUCAAAAGUUGGACCUCAAAACCUUUAGAGAAUGGGAAGAGUACAAGGGCCGCUUAGAAGAGGAUGACCCUAUCACAUUCAAAAAGUUCAUUAAGUUCAUACGUAAUCGCGCGGACUUGAUUGAGACGUUAGAGAUGUCACGCAGUGGUCCCGCAAGUACCUGCAACAAGUCCAAUCCUAAACUGAAGUCUAUGGUCGGUGUGCAAAACACUUCUAAUGCGCAAUUGUCAUCUAAGGUUUGUCCUAAAUGCAAGGGUAAUCAUACUUUAACUGAUUGUUCUUCCUUUUUGGCCUUAAGCAACGAAGAACGGCUGAAGUUAGUCCCCACUUUCAAAAUAUGUUACAACUGUUUGACAGCCGGUCAUUUUGCAAAUCGUUGUAGGAAACAAGGGUGUAAAAUCUGCAAACGUCGUCACAAUACAUUGUUGCAUACAACUGAAUAUAAAUCGAUUGCAAAUGCACAUAAUGAGAAUGUUCACUUACCUUAUAAUGAGCCUUCCACUUCCAAGUCGCACACCAUCGUCUGGAAAUUGUACUAGUGAGAAUAUGGUCCUGUCUGCAAACGCCACUUUAACUUCUUCGGGUAAUACAAAUCAAAACGAUGUUUUAUUAUCAACCGCUCUAAUUAAAUUGUGCGACAAUGAUAAUCACGAACACGUGGUUCGCGCCGUACUCGAUAGCGGUAGCACGUCGUCCCUGAUCACUGAGCAACUUUGCCGGCAGUUAAAUUUAAGAACCAGUCAGAUUGAUAGGUCGAUUCUGGGCAUAAACAACGUGACCUCACACGUAGGUAAAACUUGUCAGGUUAAUAUGAAGUCAUUGGAUGACAAUUUUGUGGCUGACAUCAAUUGUUUUGUUUUACCGUCAAUUACAAACUGUGUACCCAGUCGUGAGGUCGACAUAAGUGAUCUUAAAAUACCUUCAGACAUUUGCUUAGCCGAUCCAACAUUUUAUAAGCCCGCUGAUGUGCAUAUGUUGAUUGGGGCCGAUCUCUUCUGGGAUCUGUUAGGAUCGCAGAAAAUAAAGUUAGGCGAUAAAAAACCUGUUCUCUGCGAAACCAAGUUGGGUUGGAUUAUAUCAGGUCCUGUUUCUAGCUGUCAUGCUACAUUAUUGUCGAAUGAUAUUCGCUGUAAUCUGCUUAAAACGACGCACAGCCCUGGUAGCGCUGAUAAUUGUGGCAUCGAUUUGACUCGAUUUUGGCAGCUGGAGGAAAUUGAUUCCAAGUCAAAUCAUUUUUCACCCAGUGAAAAAUUAUGUGAGGACCAUUUUAUUAAAACGACUACCCGUCUCGAUGAUGGUCGUUUCUGUGUCCGUAUCCCAUUGAAACAAAAUCCUGAUGUUUUAGGGAAAUCAUUUGACCGAGCCGUCCAAUGUUUAUAUUCUCUGGAGCGUAGACUGAAAAGCAAACCUGAUUUGAGUAAAAUGUAUUACGACUUCAUGGCAAAGUACCAAUCGUUAGGUCAUAUGUCUGAGUGUCAGCAACCUGAUUCGAACUGCAAUGCCUAUUUUAUACCCCAUCACGGAGUCUUACGCGAAAGCAGUACAACCACUAAGCUCAGAGUGGUGUACAACGCAAGUUGUCCUACAACGUCCGGGGUUUCCAUGAAUGACAUCCAAAUGGUUGGACCUACGGUUCAGGACGACCUCCUGUCUAUACUGAUUCGUUUUAGACAGCAUAAAUAUAUAUUAUCGGCAGAUGUCGAAAAAAUGUAUAGACAGAUUGUCGUCCAUCCGUCUGAUAGGUAUUUGCAACAGGUCCUCUGGCGCGAUAAUACGUGUCAACCUGUCAAGAUCUUUCAACUCAAUACCGUGACCUACGGCACGGCUAGUGCCCCUUAUCUUGCCACACGAUGCUUGCGGCAGGUCGGGCUCGAUUGCAAGGAUGAUAGGAUCGCUGAAAUCAUCAAGCACGACUUUUAUGUCGAUGACCUGCUUACCGGUGCUGACGAACUGAAUGAGGCCCUUAAUAUACGCACAGAGAUUACUAACGCAUUUGCCCAGGUAGGUAUGUUAUUAAGAAAAUGGAAAUCUAACGAAUCUCAGUUAGUGCCCGAUAGUGAAACCGCACUCCUCGAUUUAAAUAUAGGAACUCAUGAGCCUAGCAAGCUGUUAGGUCUUGGUUGGCACGCAGAUUCGGAUGAACUUUGCUUCCCGAUUGGUUUUUGUUUACCAAAUGGAAAUAGUAAGCGUGACGUGUUGUCAGUUAUUGCACAGAUCUUCGAUCCAUUAGGUUUAUUAGCUCCAAGUGUGAUCGUUAUGAAAAUGUUGUUACAGAGAUUAUGGUUAGAGAAGGUCUCAUGGGAUGAACCCUUAUCUCAAAGCAUCCGCAAUCUUUGGGAUGAAGUUUUAAAGACAUUACCAUUAUUGAACACCAUUCGGAUUCCUCGUGUAAUUGUUUGUAACAUGUAUAAGUUGUUACAACUACACAUUUUUACUGACGCGUCAGAGCGUGCAUAUGGUGCGUGUGCGUAUGUUCGCACUACUAAUAGGGAUGGUCAAGUUUUGGUUCGCUUGUUAAUGGCUAAAAGUCGUGUAGCCCCAAUCAAAGCCACGACUAUUCCGAGGCUUGAGUUGUGUGGUGCUCUCGUGGGUACUCAAUUGUUUGAGAAGAUAAGUAGUUCACUUCGGGCUACAAUUGAUGAAGUUUUUUUUUGGACUGAUUCUACCAUCGUAUUGGGUUGGUUGCGUAUGUUACCUUCUAAACUUCAGCCGUUCGUACGCAAUCGCGUUGCUGAAAUUUUAGAUAAGGCAGGCAGCUGCACUUGGCUUCACGUCCCAACUGAUAAGAACCCUGCUGACCUAAUAUCGCGCGGUAUGAAUAUUAGUGCCAUGCUUAAUUCGGAGUUCUGGUGGACAGGUCCCGAUUUUUUAAAACAAGAACCCAUUCAAUUACCUUCUCAGCCCACACAUUCUGGGAAAUUACCGGAGACUAAACUUGAAACUACAUUGAACGUUACUGUUACUGAUAACAAUAAUGAAUUAAUUGACUUUUCGCGUUUUUCUAAUUACUCACGGCUUGUACGUACCGUAGCUUACGUUCUGCGGUUUAUUAACCGCUGCAGAAAGCAGUCAUUGUCGGCCGAUUAUUUGAGUAGUGAGGAGUUACAAAAUGCACUGAAUUUGAUCAUCGUGAAGUGUCAAGACGAAUCCUUUCCAGAAUAUAAACUUCUAUUAAAUAAUAAAGAUUUACCGAAAAAGAGUCCGUUACUAAAAUUUAAUGUUUAUCUGGAUGAGAAUAAAAUCAUGCGUGUUGGCGGUCGUCUUGACAAUUCCGAUUUUUCUUUUAGUAAAAAGCAUCCUAUCUUAUUACAGUCCACUCAUUAUGUUACAAGACUAGUUUUUGAAUCUGAACACAAACGGUUGAUGCAUGCUGGUCCCCAAUUGCUACUGGCAUCUAUCCGAGAAACUUAUUGGCCCAUAGGGGGCCGUAAUUUGGCUAGGGCUUGCUACUAUAAAUGCGUGUUAUGCAGUCGUAUGAAGGGUAAGGUUAUUAACCCCUUGAUGGGAAACUUACCACGGCAGCGUCUUUCUGGAUCAUUUCCAUUUGAGAACGUCGGCGUCGAUUACGCGGGUCCCAUUAUGUGCGCUAGUCGUCAAGGUCGUGGAUGUAGAUUGGUGAAGGUGUAUAUUGCGGUAUUUAUCUGUUUUUCCACUAAAGCUAUACAUCUAGAGUUAGUGGGCAACUUGACGAGCAAUCAUUUCUUACUGGUAUUACGUCGAUUCAUAUCGCGCAGAGGAAAACCUGUUAAUCUCUAUUCAGAUAACGGUACUUCGUUUGUUGGUGCAUACAAAGACAUUUCCAAUUUUUUGAAGACUAACUGCAAUUCUUUAGGUGAAAGUCUAUCCAAUGAUGGCAUUACGUUCCAUUUUAUCCCAUCUUAUACCCCUCACUUUGGAGGCCUCUGGGAGGCGGGCGUGAAGUCAACCAAGUACCACUUAGUAAGAGUGUUGGGAAAUUGUCACUUAACGUAUGAGGAGCUUAACACCACACUGACGCAAAUCGAAGCCAUUUUGAAUUCACGGCCUCUGACUCCAUUAUCUUCCAAUCCUGCAGACUGCACUCCUUUGACGCCGGGACACUUUUUAAUCGGAAGACCGCUGACUUGUUUGCCUCAACCGGAUCACCAGGACCGACCCACUCACUCUCUGUCACGUUUUGAACGCAUCGAGCAGAUUCGCCACCAAUUUUGGAACCGGUGGAGUAAAGAAUAUAUUGCCGAGUUGCAGCAUCGAGUAAAGUGGCGAUCGUGUAAGAACGAGUUGAAAUUGGAUUCUCUGGUUGUGGUGAAAGACGACCAGCUACCGCCGCUUAAAUGGAGGUUGGGCAGAAUCGUCGCAGUUCAUCCGGGUCCCGAUGGCAUCGUCCGCGUGGCUGACAUUCGAACGACGACUGGAAUUAUUCGGAGAGCAUUCAGUAAGCUUUGCCCGCUGCCUGUUUCUUCAGAAGCUUGUUGAAAACGCUGUUUUCAACGCCGGGGGGCAUGUUGAAGCGCCUGUCGUCGUAUGCGGAGCAAAUCAUUGUUUUAAUGAGUAGCUAUUACUUUUCCUGCAGGCGCUUUCUUCCUGAGUUUUAGGGCGUGGUUCAACCCCCCUCACAAUAAAUAAGUCAUCAGAAC